Tachyglossus aculeatus (Australian echidna) is the source of this 1126-nucleotide messenger RNA. It is a transcript of the gene PEX12, whose product is annotated as peroxisomal biogenesis factor 12. Gene Ontology annotation, molecular function: zinc ion binding; protein binding; ubiquitin-protein transferase activity. The coding region runs from base 20 to 1036 and encodes 338 amino acids. Gene Ontology annotation, cellular component: peroxisomal membrane; peroxisomal importomer complex. The record is from RefSeq and is a predicted model, not a curated record. The transcript is spliced from 4 exons. Gene Ontology annotation, biological process: protein monoubiquitination; protein import into peroxisome matrix. Lineage: Eukaryota; Metazoa; Chordata; Mammalia; Monotremata; Tachyglossidae.
CCCAGCGGCCCCGGGGGCGAUGGCCGAACACGGGGCCCACCUCACCACGGCCUCGGCCGCCGCCGACCGACCCUCCAUCUUCGAGCUGGUGGCCCAGGACAACUUGAUGAGCGCCCUGAAACCGGCGCUUCAACACGUGGCCAAGGUGGCGGCCGGGCGGGACCCGGCCCGCUACGGCGUCCUGUGGCGGUGGUUCGACGAGCUGUUCGCCCUCCUGGACCUGCUGGUCCAGCGGCACUACCUGUCCACGGCCGGCGCCUCCUUCUCGGAAAACUUCUACGGGCUGAAGAGGACGGCGGACGCGGCGGGCGGAGGAAGGCCGGGCCUCCCGCCGGAGCAGCUGCGGCGGUCGCUCCUGCUCCUGGUCCUGGUCCCCUACCUCCGCGGGAAGCUGGACAAGCUGGCGUGCGGCCUCAGGGACGAGGACGACUACUCCAUCCGGCCGGCCGCCUCCCGGCGCGGCCGGCUGCGCCGGGCCUUCCUGGCGGCCUACCCCUUCGCCCACCUGGCCUGGGAGGCCUGGUUCCUCGGCCAGCGGCUGGGCUACACGCUGGGCCCGGCCGGGCGCCACUCGCCGCUGCUGGGCCUCGCCGGGGUGCGCCUCGUUCGGCUGACCCCGGACGACGUCCGGCCCGCGGAGGAGACGCCCCGCAGCGCCCGGGCCAAGCUGCAGCAGGGCCUGGCGCGGGCGGCGGGGGCCUCGCUGUCGGCGGCCGUCUUCUUCCUCCAGUUCCUGGACUGGUGGUACGCGUCGGACGGGCGGGAGGCCGCGGGGGGCCCGGCGGCGGGGCCGCCCGCCCCGCCGCCCCCCGUCCACCUGGCCCACCGGCCCGACGCCCCGCUGCUGCCCAAGCUGAGGACCGCCUGCCCGCUGUGCCACAAGGUCCGCGCCAACGCCACCGCCCUGGCCACCUCCGGCUACGUCUUCUGCUACCGCUGCGUCUACACCUACGUGCACCACCACCGGGCCUGCCCCGUCACCGGCUACGCCACCGAGGUGCAGCAUCUCGUCCGGCUCUACGCCCCGGACGGAUGAAGCGGUUAGGUGGUAGUCCGCUGGAAGUACUGUAGACGGUCGGGAUGUUUGACCCUACUCCCAACGAGGGAACUCCAGAACGCUGAACCG